AUGCUCACCGCCCAAAGUAGACAGAAAAGUUAUGUAGAUUUGAAAAGAUGGGAGGUUGAGUUUUCCGUAGGGGACUUAGUGUUCUUGAAGGUAUCACCUAUGAAGGGGAAUAUGCGCUUCGGAAAAAGGGGAAAGUUAAGCCCAAGAUUUAUUGGUCCUUUUGAAAUACUGGACAGAGUUGGUCAGGUAGCUUACCGUUUGGCCCUACCGCCAACAUUAGCAGAAACGCACAAUGUUUUCCAUAUAUCCAUGUUACAGAAGUAUGUACCUGAUCUGACACAUGUGCUUAAAUACGAGAACUUGAACUUGCAGCAGGACAUGAGUUAUAUGGCACGCCCUGUGCGCGUGAUAGAAAAAGGAAUAAAGGUCUUACGAAAUAAGACUGUACCCUUAGUCAAAAUCCUAUGGAGUGAUAGUUCUGAUAGAGAAGCGACAUGGGAGUUGGAAAAGGACAUGCAGAAUCAGUACCCCGAGUUAUUCUCAACCAUUGCUCGAAUUUCAUCACAUCGAGACCUCGCAGAAAGACUGGAGGUGCUUGCUUGCGGAACCUUUCAUACAGUGGCUCCAUCUAGCUUACUGCAACAAUCGGCCCUUCCUGAACAGCAGGGGAGGGAACCAUUUGCAUUUUUGGAGCACCCUGCUACCUUUAGCGUCUGA
Cannabis sativa is the source of this 657-nucleotide messenger RNA. RefSeq lists its product as uncharacterized. The transcript is spliced from 2 exons. The coding region runs from base 1 to 657 and encodes 218 amino acids. The record is from RefSeq and is a predicted model, not a curated record. Lineage: Eukaryota; Viridiplantae; Streptophyta; Magnoliopsida; Rosales; Cannabaceae.